AUGCCCAGGGUAACUGUUGUCGGCGCAGGCGUGUUUGGCCUCACGAUUGCGCUCUCGCUGCCGAGGCAUUACGAUGUUACAAUCGUCGCAAGAGACAUGCCUGGUGAUCCCGAUAGUUUGGGUUGGGCGAGCCCUUGGGCGGGGGCGGGUUUUGGCGGCGGGGGCACGAAACCCAACGACCCGGAAGAGAUGGAGAUGCUCAAAGCUGCGUUCCGCUACUUCUGGACUCUGUCAGAGGAGCACCCGGAAUCGAGCGUCAAGAAAAUGCGCGACGUCUUUAUCAGAGACAACGUGGACACAGACUCGGAUCUGUGGUGGAAAGACUUCAUGCCUGAUUACCGCAUCAUGGACCCCUCUGAGCUCCCGCCCGCGUCGAACGCCAAGAUCGGGAUCACCUACACCUCGCUCGUGCUCACGCCCGCCACCUACCUCGCCUACCUCUUCUCCCUCCUCAAAGCCUCGCCCAACGUCUCCAUCGUCCGCUCAGAGUUAUCCUCCCUCGAGCAGCUCGUCCCCUCCUCUUCCUCCUCUGCAGGUGCCUCUCCCUUCGGCGCGGUGGCACCAGACGUAAUUGUCAACGCCUCCGGUGUCGGCGCCGGGUCCCUCGUGAACGACGACCUCGUCGAGCCCGUGCGCGGGCAGACGAUCGUCAUCCGCCAGCCGGACGUCGACCACAUGACGCUCCGUUCCGGCAUCGACUACUGCUACGUGAUCCCGCGCGGCGACGGCACCGUCGUCAUCGGCGGGAUCAAGGAGCACGGCAAGACGUCCCCGGAAGUCGACCCCGAGAUCCGGAAGGACAUCGCCUUCCGCGCGCACCAGCUCGACCCGCGCGUGCCCUCCUCAGUCGAAGCCCUCGACGUCGUCCGCGACAUCGUCGGCAUCCGCCCCGGGCGCCGCGGCGGGAUGCGCCUCGAGGCGGAGGUGCUGGAGUUGGGCGGGGGAAGCGUGCCCGUUGUCCACGCCUAUGGCGCAGGUGGGACGGGCUACGCGCUCUCGCCCGGCGUCGCGCGCCGGGUCGCGCAGAUGGUCGACGCGUUCGUCAUGGGCGACCAGUUCCCGCAUCCGCGAUUGAGUACGCGGGGUACGUCGGCUGUCUUGGCGACCGAGAGGGAGGAGCAGAAAGCGGGCAGGUGUAACGUUAUGUAGGUUUCUUUGUGGCUUACAAGACAGGGUGCGAAUAUGAUGUUGUACAGUGGUAGGAG
Molecule: messenger RNA, 1205 nt
Organism: Gloeophyllum trabeum ATCC 11539
Lineage: Eukaryota; Fungi; Basidiomycota; Agaricomycetes; Gloeophyllales; Gloeophyllaceae
Product: nucleotide-binding domain-containing protein
Exons: 6
Coding region: 1-1149 (382 amino acids)
Molecular function (GO): FAD binding; D-amino-acid oxidase activity
Source: RefSeq, a predicted model, not a curated record